Molecule: messenger RNA, 2109 nt
Organism: Truncatella angustata
Lineage: Eukaryota; Fungi; Ascomycota; Sordariomycetes; Amphisphaeriales; Sporocadaceae
Exons: 5
Coding region: 264-1721 (485 amino acids)
Molecular function (GO): RNA binding
Source: RefSeq, a predicted model, not a curated record
CGUGUUCGUGGUUCAGCACUGGUCGCAGAAGCUGCGAUUUGUGUACUUUUCUUUGGGAAUCGUCUGAUCCAGGCAUCGACCGCUUUCCCCGUGCAAUAAUUGAUUGCGGCACCGCGUUUGCGACUCAAAUUCUAUUGGCCCACCGCUUUUCAUCAUCCACCAACCUUGCUUUGCGCCGUGCUUUUAUUUCUGAGCAACAACUUCCAACACCAAAUCCCACCUCCGUACUACUUUCCUUACUUACAACCCGCAUCACCGACAAAAUGGCAGAGAACGGACCCCCGACCGGCGCUCAGCUGCCCCCACCGCCGCAGCCGAAUGCCGGCGCCCCUGGCUUCGAGAACAGCCAGAAUGGCCAAUCGAACCCUGCGCAUAUGCCUCCGCCGCCUCUGCACAUCCCGCAGAACACGAACCCUAUCCCGACCGCCAUCACCUCUCCCUUGUCCGGCGACCAGAGUGGCUUGAUGUCGCCGAGCAGUGGUGGUCCUUUCCCGCGCCGCAUGGCCCCCGAACCUAAUAAGCGGGCGCUUUAUGUUGGUGGGCUUGACCCCCGGGUGACAGAGGAUGUUUUGCGUCAGAUCUUCGAGACUACCGGUCACGUACAGAACGUCAAGAUCAUUCCUGACAAGAACCAAAAGGGAUACAACUAUGGUUUCAUUGAGUACGAUGAUCCUGGUUCCGCUGAACGGGCUUUGCAGACCUUGAAUGGCCGGCGCGUUCACCAAUCAGAAAUCCGUGUGAACUGGGCCUAUCAGUCCAACACAACGAGUAAGGAGGAUACAUCUGGCCAUUUUCAUAUCUUUGUUGGAGAUUUGUCAAACGAGGUCAAUGACGAAGUGCUCCUCCAAGCCUUUUCUGCCUUUGGUACCAUCUCUGAGGCACGCGUCAUGUGGGACAUGAAGACUGGACGUUCGCGGGGCUACGGAUUCGUUGCCUUCCGUGACCGAGCCGAUGCUGAGAAGGCUUUGAGUUCCAUGGAUGGAGAGUGGCUCGGGUCUCGUGCCAUCCGUUGCAACUGGGCAAACCAGAAGGGGCAGCCUUCGAUUGCCCAGCAGCAGGCGAUGGUCGCCAUGGGCAUGACCCCUACAACUCCUUAUGGACACCACCACUUCCCCACGCACGGCAUUCAGAGCUACGAUAUGAUUGUCGGCCAGACGCCUGCAUGGCAAACCACUUGCUACGUCGGAAAUCUGACACCUUACACGACCCAGAACGAUCUCGUCCCCCUAUUCUCGAACUUCGGCUACGUGCAAGAGUCAAGGAUGCAAGCGGACCGAGGUUUUGCCUUCAUCAAGAUGGAUUCUCACGAAAAUGCUGCCAUGGCCAUCUGCCAGCUCAACGGCUAUCAGGUCAAUGGCCGGCCCUUGAAGUGCAGUUGGGGCAAGGACAAGACUCCGACCUCAGCGACUCCUGGUGGCUUUGAUCCAUCUCAGCAGGCUUAUAGCCCUCAGAGCGCUCACGCACCUUCGGGCUAUCCCGGCACCCCUUCCACCUACUUCCCCCAGUAUGGUGGUCAAUACGGUACCCCUGUUGCACAGCAACAACCUUAUGCUGGCGCACCCGCCCAGUCUCCUGCAGCCUACAACCCUCAGCAGAUGGGCUAUGCUGGUCCGCCCAGUGCCGGAGGCUACGGCCGUGGUCAACAAGCACCAAACCAGCAGUGGACCUCGCCUCCUCCUGGCCAAAACUUCAACAACGGAUACCCUGGUUACCAAGGUUAGGAAGUUGGUGAUGUUUGAGUUUACUCUUCGUUCGCUUCUUGGUGCAUUCCACUUUGAGAAAUAAGGAUUUGGAUGUAGGAAAAGGCCAGAGAUAUGAUGUUCAAUGUGCCAACGACAUCCUCGACAAUUUCUGACGACUCGCAAAAUGCAUUGUGCAAAGGCUAAAUGUGAUGGAAUCGGGUAAAGACUGUGGAAAUCUCUUUUUCUAGCUUCGUAUUUCAUCUUUGAUUUCGUAUCUCUCUAUCUCCUUCUCGGCAGCGUUGCUUUUGACCUGAACCCUGAGAAAGAAAAAGUUGGGCCUGUCUAUCGUUCUUCCUAUCUGAUACCUCUCAGCAUGUGUGGGACACAGCUGACACGAUGUUACGUCAAAAUCUUUCCUCUCUGAUCU